Molecule: messenger RNA, 847 nt
Organism: Pelagomonas calceolata
Lineage: Eukaryota; Pelagophyceae; Pelagomonadales; Pelagomonadaceae
Source: the annotation of a GenBank genome assembly
ACUGGCUUUUGAGCGGGCUUUUGAGGCCGUCGCUCUCAAACACGGCACCGCGAGCGCGUAUUAUCCGUUGCAAGGGGACUCCACGUAUACGCAGUCGCUGCGUGUGCAAGUGGGCGCGUCCCAAACCCAUCCCUGUGCUCGCAACCAGCAGCGCACCCACACGCCAGCUGCUGCGCGGCCCGACGGCAAGCAACCCUAAGCAAAGCUCGGGUCAAGGACAACCAUGAUCAACCUCCUCUGCUGCCUCCUAAGCCUCGUCGCGGUAGCAAGCGGGUUGCUGUGGAUGGUCCCGGCAAAAAAGCGCAAACCCCAAGCGUGCCAGUACUUUGGCCGCAUCACCUUCCUCACGGUCCAGUCGAACAUACUGCUGACGCUCUACCACGCGCUGCGCCACGUGCGGCCCGAGUCAUAUAUCGCGGUCCACGCCUACCCCUACGCCUUCGCCGCGGGUGUUGGAUUGACCAUCAACUACUACGGGCUCGACCAUUUUCUACCCGAAAAAAUCGCCGAGGAUAAACGCUGGAUCGAGAAGGGCUAUACGAUGAUCCCCCUGGCCAACCACCUCGAGCACGGCCUCGCCCUGCCCACCGCAUUAUUGGACGCGUUCUACGGCCAACAUGCGGGCCAGUGCUCGAUGCGGGACGUAUUAGUGUUUGUGGGCGGCUACACAACCUUCUACAACCUCUUCCAGCUCGUCAACAAGCGUUUGACGGGCGCCUGGCUCUACCCCGUGUUUUAUGAAGCGGAGACGGCGGUCGGGCCGCGCUGGGCCUUCUGGGCCGUCGCGAUGCCCGUGUCCUUGUUCUACUGCGGGCUCGGCGCGCUGGCGUUGGUUGCGGCGCGGUGA